AUGCGAAUCUUGCAAUGGGAAUAUGGGUCAUGUUUUGCGUGGAUGGACUAUUUGCAGCUUGCGGAGGAGCUGGACCCCCCUUUGUGUAGACUUUACAGAUUGCGGCAAGAGACAGGAGGCGAGAAUGAUAUCAGUAAAACGUAUACAACAAGCGGUGUCGUCGAUGGCGUUUUUGUCGGUGCUUCACUUGCUGAUGAGGGACGCAAUGAUGCAUCAGAACGAGGUCGUAGUAUCCUCGGGUGUGAAUUAGAACGCGAUCGCGAGAUGGGUUAUCAAAUACCGAAGGCGGCGGACCUUUGUGGACUUAAGUUUGCCAUACGGAGGUGA
Messenger RNA from Plasmopara halstedii, 327 nucleotides. RefSeq lists its product as uncharacterized. The transcript has 2 exons. The record is from RefSeq and is a predicted model, not a curated record. The coding region runs from base 1 to 327 and encodes 108 amino acids. Lineage: Eukaryota; Oomycota; Peronosporomycetes; Peronosporales; Peronosporaceae.